UGGUCCGUAUGGUUUUAACGUUACACCACUGUGUCCAUGCAUUAGUACAUCUGUGACCGCUGUGGUAAAAAAUAUUUCUUUAGUGACUCCAGUCGCUUCUGCCCCUAUAAAUGUAUCACAACAUCAAAUCAGAUUGUUAGAGGGUUAUUUCUUGCCAUGGCUCGGGUAGUUAAAGUGUUUCGGACUCUGCGGAAUCACUGGAAGAAGUCUACAUUUGCUGUGUGUGUCCUGUCCUACGGAGGAUACUGGCUGUAUGGCAAACACUGUGACAGUCUUCUGCGCAGAGAGGCGUGUCAAUUGGCCAGGGAAUUUGGACGUCAACAGAUCACCCCACAAGAGCGACUGAAGAAAGCUACAGUAAUUUUGAACCCUGCAGCUUGUAGCGGCAAAGCCAACAAUCUAUUUGAAAAGAAUGCUGCUCCCAUCUUACACCUGGCUGGUGUUGAGAUUACACUCGUCAAGACGGACUACGAAGGUCAAGCAAAAAAACUGAUGGAGUUCAUGGAACAAACAGACAUGUUGAUUGUAGCUGGAGGGGAUGGCACAGUGCAGGAGGUCAUCACAGGGUUACUGCGAAGGCAAGAUCAAGACACCUUUAGUAAUACACCAAUCGGAUUCAUACCACUGGGUGCUCAAAAUACCCUGAGUCCAAGUCUUCACUUCCUCAGUGAUAACAAGGUCAAGGACAUUACAUCAGCUACACUGUCCAUUCUGAAAGGAGAGACUGUACCUCUGGAUGUGCUGCAAAUUAAAGGAGAGAAGGAGCAGCCCGUGUUUGCUCUCACCGGUCUGCGUUGCGGAGCUUUUAGAGACGUGGCUGCAACAAUCAGCAAAUAUUGGUAUCUCGGAUCACUAAAGUCAAAUGCGGCCCAUUGGCUUCAUACACUGAGGGAGUGGCCUCUGGUCCGGGAUAUCUCAGUGUCCUACUUGGCUCCCACCCUUCGGCCUCCUGACUUGCCCCCUCAGAAGCCCCCCAGACCCAACUUACUCUACCGCAUCUCACACAGACUGAAGAACUACUGGAACCCCCCAGUGGAGGAGCCUCCGAAAGUGGAGGUUCCAGAGAAGUGGGAAGAGCAGCAGCUGUCAACGUUAGAGCUCUAUAUUCAAACGCACAACAAAAACCCAGUGGAGAGGCGACUGAAUGACUCCCUGAUGAUCAGCGCAGAGCCAGACAACUUCACUGUGGGCGAGUUCAUCACCGUCGGAAAUAAAAAACAAGAAGACGCAACAGUGUUCACUAAAGAGUCCACAAAACUGGAAGCCAGUGCUUGUCGUCUGAACCUGCCAGAGGGUGUCUCUGGUUACUAUAACAUUGACAACGAGGAGUACGAGGCCAUGCCUGUAGAGAUCAGGCUGUUGCCAAGGAAACUACGCUUCUUCAUCAGUGCAGAGCGCAGAGAGCAGCUUCUCUCACAGCCACAGUGAGGAGAAAACACAAAACCAGAAAGAAAACAAGAACAGCAGGACAAAACCAGAUUUUGAGAGAAGCACCAGAUGCCAUCCAAACAAUAAGUCAUUGUAGUAAAUGAAUUCAGUCAAUUUUUCACUACUUGUAACAUAGAAUAUUAAUUUGGAAAUUAUUUCAUGAAGUGCGAAGACUAUUGCAUCACAGGCGGUGCACAUAAAAAGGACCAAGAGUGCUUUUCUGAGUCCAAGAUGUCUCACAGAAGGAUUUUAAGUUUACUGAACAGUUUACUCUUGUCAUCAUGUUUGAAUAUGGUCGCUAACAAUAACGUCUUUCCAGUUCCAUAGAAACCUUGUUUUCUACAUUUUUAAAUGCUUUAAACCAGUCGCUGCAAUAGAUGAGCAGUAAAGAAGCAAUCAAGUUUAAACUGAAGUCUUUGUUAAACUUGUUAGAAAUGCUGAGAAUCUGUGGUUGUAAGUGAGGGAGGAGGUUAAAGAAACAAGUGUACGGAGGUUAUGCUAACGGUAACAAAUAAAAAAAUAAAACACA
Molecule: messenger RNA, 1957 nt
Organism: Cololabis saira (Pacific saury)
Lineage: Eukaryota; Metazoa; Chordata; Actinopteri; Beloniformes; Belonidae
Gene: agk
Product: acylglycerol kinase
Exons: 14
Coding region: 157-1428 (423 amino acids)
Biological process (GO): protein insertion into mitochondrial inner membrane; ceramide biosynthetic process
Cellular component (GO): mitochondrion; TIM22 mitochondrial import inner membrane insertion complex
Molecular function (GO): ceramide kinase activity; acylglycerol kinase activity; ATP-dependent diacylglycerol kinase activity
Source: RefSeq, a predicted model, not a curated record